This is a messenger RNA of Cherax quadricarinatus, 1100 nucleotides long. It is a transcript of the gene ATPsyndelta, whose product is annotated as ATP synthase, delta subunit. Gene Ontology annotation, molecular function: proton-transporting ATP synthase activity, rotational mechanism. The record is from RefSeq and is a predicted model, not a curated record. Lineage: Eukaryota; Metazoa; Arthropoda; Malacostraca; Decapoda; Parastacidae. Gene Ontology annotation, biological process: proton motive force-driven ATP synthesis.
CAACAGUUUAAGCAAUGUUUGUAAAAAUUCAUUACAACUGAGCUGCUGCUGCUGCAGUUUAUAAGUGGCGGGUGAGAGUGUUAAGUGGUGCCACCUCCAGCCCGUCCACACAACCACACCACUACACUCUCCACACCAAACUUGUUAGGAUGUUCUCCCGUGCAGCCUCUACCUUGGUUCGUCGUGUCUCUCUUGUGGGCACUAGAUCUUAUUCUGAUGGCCCAAUGGCCUUUACAUUUGCAUCACAAAAUCAGGUGUUUUACAAUGGAGCAGAUGUGAGGCAAGUUGAUGUGCCAUCAUUUUCUGGGAGUUUUGGUAUCUUGCCAAAACAUGUCCCAUCUCUAGCAGUAUUGAAACCUGGUGUUCUAACAGUUUUAGAGGCUGAUGGAGCUGCUAAAAAAUAUUUUGUCAGCUCUGGCAUUGUAACAAUCAAUGAAGAUUCUUCAGUUCAAAUUCUUGCUGAAGAAGCUGCUGGAGUUGAGGAACUUGACCUUGGCGCAGCACGAGAUAUUCUCUCCAAGGCACAUUCUGAGGCAAAUGCUGCAACAAGUGAAGAGGCUAAAGCUGAGGCAUUGAUUAAAGUUGAAGUAGCAGAAGAAUUGGUUAAGGCUGCUGAAUCAGGAUAAGCUCUCUAAUAUUGUACUGUAUUUAUACGUCACUUUCUUCAAGGGGGAAAAAGUAGGAAAAAAAAGAGAGAAACUGAAUAUGGUGUAAAUGUCAAACAUUUCAUGUCAAUAAAAAUGUUCACCAAAUGUGAAUAAUACCACAUGAAAUCCAUUUUUUCUUGGAAAAUGAAGAUAUCCAUACUCUGUUUUAUAAGCAUGGUCACCCAAUAGCCUGUAUCAAGUUAUAAUUUUAUUUUGACUGAUUUCUUAAGAGCAAAUGGUAAUUUUAUAAUGUCCAUUGUGUAUUUUACACAUGGCAAGUUGUAGAAUGGGCUAUACUUUAUUAAAAGAAAUAUACAAUUCAUCAGUUUCAGUUCUUUAAAAGAAUUGCUCUCAAAUAGCCUACAUAUUCAGGAAACAAGAAGCUUAUUUACUUCUCUAUAAAUUCCAUAUUGUACAAUUUUAAUGUAAAUAAAAAAGAUUUGGUGUUGACAA